Hymenoscyphus albidus is the source of this 1701-nucleotide messenger RNA. NCBI's taxonomy places the organism in Eukaryota, Fungi, Ascomycota, Leotiomycetes, Helotiales, Helotiaceae. The record is from the annotation of a GenBank genome assembly.
AUCCAAACUUCACAGAAACAUCCAUUCCACUGAUCUUGACUGGCAACACCUCAGCACCAUGCCAAAAACUGCGCCUUCAUCAAAGAAGAUGGCGAAGGAGUUCAAAAACAAAGCCGCGCCUGUCCCUAAGAAAUCAAAGUCAAAGCCUUCCCCACCAAAGCCGUUGAGCGCAGAAACCGUGGUAGAUAGCGACGAUGAAGAGGGAACCUCAGAAGGAGACAGCGAUGACGAGUCACUGCCCAAGAACCCUAUAUUUGUAAAUCCCAAGGUCAAUGGCAAAUCAUCAGCGCCUGCCGAAAAGGAAAGCUCCAGCGAAGAGGAAAGUGGAAGAGAUGAAGAGGAUGCGGAGAGCGACGAGGAAGACGAGGAGGAUGUGACAGAGAUUGUAGUCGAAAAGGAAAAGGCGCCAAAACCCAAAGUGUCAGUGCAUUUGCGAAUGAUUGCUUGCGCAAGCUAACUUUGCGCAGACAAUUCGCAAAAGAACCAACCCCUCCACCUGCCGCGCCCAAGAAGGUCAUCCCCUACCAACCUCCAACCGGUUUCGAAUCCAGAUCCAUAGAAGAUGCCUCACAAGUCGCGAAGCCAUUCAAAUCGUCAAGAUUGGGUGGGAAGCAAAUAUGGUAUUUCACUGCUCCCGCAUCUGUACCUAUCGACUCGAUUCAAGAAAUGUCGCUGCUUGGCGCAAAGAACAGGGACGUGGUUUACUCACAGGAUGGCAACGACUAUGGAUUUUCCAAGACUGAGGCAGAAGAAAAUACAUACACCAGCAUUCUAGUACCCAGUUCUUCAGAGAAUGGAUACAAAGUCGGUAGGGAAACAGAAGCCAAAACCUGCUCAUUUCUUCGCUGACCCGAUAUAGUCCCCAAGCCCGUCGAUCAAGUAUUACAUCUUGGGCGCAUUAUCAAAGCCCCAGGCGCAAAUUUAAACUCUUCCAAAGCCACCGUUCCAGCUCCAAAACCCGUACGAAAGCAGCCUAAAGGGUUGAAAAUGCGAUUUUUCCCUAUCGGAUUUGGUGAAGGGCAAUUAGCGAAAUUGGGCGAGGAAAGCAGCUCUGAAGAAGAAACACAGGCCCCUGCACGAUUUAGAAAGCCCGAAUCGAUAGCAUCAGACUCGGACGUCGAAAUGAGUGAAGCCCCGCCAGUCAAGUCGAAACCUGCGACCUCCAAACCACAUAAAUCUUCCAAGUCAGAAUCAAAGAGUGGUACAUUGAAGAGAAAGCAUGGAGAUGGGUCAGAAAAAAAGAAAUCAAAGCACAGUUCGUCAAAAUCAACAGAUUCUCCUAACAACCAGCAGCUAAAACGACUGAAGACAAAACAGACAGAAUCUCCUCAAAAUCCGGAAGACAAGCCAUUAGCGUCAACUAAAGCUCCUAUUUCUACCACUCCAAUUCCUCCGCCAAAGUCCGCAGCCCUCAAAUCCGCCUUGAAAUCAAGCCUGAAAUCGAGCGACACCAUUCUAGCCUCUCAGUCCACACCCUCCACCUCGCAAUUGAACGGUUCGCAGCCUCGUUUCGAAGAAACUGAGCAAGAGAACAUUAGUCUAAAGAAGUCGAAGUCGAAGAGUAAAGAGAUGCAUAAGAAGGGGGAUCUUUCGCAGAAUACCGACAUUAGUAAUGAGCUCAGCAAAAAGAAGAAGAAGGAUAAAUCCAUCUUCAGUCAAUCGACUCAAUCGCAAUCCACGCAAGAGGAGGCGGCGGAGUAG